Messenger RNA from Colletotrichum godetiae, 363 nucleotides. RefSeq lists its product as uncharacterized. The record is from RefSeq and is a predicted model, not a curated record. The transcript has a single exon. NCBI's taxonomy places the organism in Eukaryota, Fungi, Ascomycota, Sordariomycetes, Glomerellales, Glomerellaceae. Bases 1 to 363 code for a protein of 120 amino acids.
AUGGCUUCUCGUCAGCAGCAGCCAAAGAAAAGGGAUAGAACCAACGAGAACUGCGAUAAAACGGUCAAAAACAUCAUGUGGCGUUGUGAGCAGAUACGACGACGGUACGGGGCCGACGUAUACGUCCAAGUCCGCUUCAAAAGCAGAUCAUAUGAAUACACGUCUUUCAAUGAGCACAAUUUCCCCAAAUCUCGCGCUGAGUUGGUAAGUUCAAUCACAUCAGAGCCCUUUAAGGCUACCUCUAAGGCUAAGGUUUGGAAGAAAACGAUCUACCCGGUUCCGGUGACAAGAUCGCCACUGGACUAUGCGGAAAGAAAAUCUCGAAGCGACGCCAAAGGCCAAUCUGGCGUGGGUAGUGGUUGA